AGUUUCCGGUUCCGUACAUCAGACGGUUAGCGCGAUUACGUUGUGUAUGGCGCGAAACUUAACAGCGACAAACAUUUCUGGUUGUUCUCGUGUCUAGUUUUUGGCAGCUUAACCAUGGAGAAAAAGGUUUUCCGAUACCAAAAGCUAAUGCGACCUAGUUCGGAACAUUGUUGUGUGCCGUUGUGCGUUGUGUCGGCAAGAUACAACUCGACUGUGAGUUUCCAUUCAUUUCCAGUGGAAGAGGAACUCAGAAAAAAGUGGAUCGCGCAGAUCAGGAGAGAUGACUUCCAAGUCAACAAAAACACAAAGGUGUGUAGCGUUCAUUUCAGACACGAUGACUUUAUGGAAGGGGCUCGUCUGAAACGUCUGAAAAAAGGUGUUUUCCCUACACUGUUUGAGUGGAACCGUCAGGAUCAGCCGCCGAGGUUGAGUGUUUGGGAACGUCGAAAAAGACCGCAUACCCCUGAUCCUGAGUCGGACUUAGACCAAGAAGAUAUGUACUUUGAUGUGGAGAGGAUUGGACAUGAUUAUUGUUCAGUUCCCGAAGCUGCAGCUGUGGACAUGGUUCUACAUGAAAACGAGGAGUUAAAAAGGAAGCUAGAAGAUGUACUGAAGCAGUUGGAGCAAACAAAGAUCACACACCGCUUUGGUCUCAGGAGAUUUGCUGGGUCCGAUGAGGACAUACGGUUUUAUACAAGAUUUGCAACAUACAACCACCUGAUGGCCUUCUGGGAACUGAUUGAACCGGCAACUCACAGGAUGAUUCGUGUCACCAAUUCCAAAGUCUUCAAGGAGCCUAGAAACACUCGGGCACUUCCUGCAAUAGAUGAGUUCUUCCUGUUCAUGAUGCAUCUUGCUUUGGGCCUAAAGCAAAGGGACCUUGGUCAUCGGUUUCAAGUACAUCAGACCACUGUAAGCCGCAUCAUAACAACCUGGGCCAACUUCCUGUACUUUGUCCUGGGGUCAGUGUGCAUUUGGAUGCCAAAAGAGAAAGUACGAGCCCAUCUGCCCGAAGAAUUCCAUCAAUUUCGAGACACACAGGUUAUCCUGGAUUGUACUGAGAUCCGCUGCCAAACACCUUCCUCUUUGCUACUACAAAGUGAGGUCUUUUCAAAUUACAAGUCUCACUGCACCUUCAAAGCUUUAGUAGGAAUGGCACCUCAUGGUGCAAUAACAUUUGUUUCUGCACUGUAUGCAGGGUCUAUUAGUGACCGGGAGCUGUUCAAACAGUCAGGGAUCAUUAACCUUCUUACCCCUGACAUGGCCAUCAUGGUGGAUAAAGGCUUCUUAAUUGAUAGCCUAGUGCCAUGUAAAAUCCACCGGCCUGUUUUUCUGACCAAUGGAAAACAAAUGUCAGAUGAUGAAGUGACGCACACUCAGUCUGUGGCUAGGCUCAGGGUACAUGUUGAACGUCUUAUCCGUCGUGUUAAAGAGCAUAAGUUGUUUGACACUGUCAUUCCCUUGUCCAUUUCUGGUAGCAUAAACCAACUGUUCACAGUGGCAUGUUUGCUUGUGAACUACCAAUGUGGACCACUUGUCAAGGCAUGGAGCCAAUGAGUCUAAAAACUCUCAUCCUUGAAGAUAUGCUAAGGUUUGUGUAAAUAUUGUACAUAUACUUUUGUAAAUACUAUGGAUUUCACACUGUUCUGCAUUCAUACCUCUGAUGAACAGACAAAACUAAGACAGUGUUUCCUUAUACAUAUUUUAUUAUAAUUUCAUAAUACACAACACAAAAAAUACCAUAAGAAUCGAGAGAAAUGUAUUUACAUGUCUAAGGUAAUUUAAUUGAUAGGAAUAUUAUAUUGUAUAAAUAUAGUGUAUGUGUAUGUAUGUAUGUAAAUAUUGUUCAGU
Messenger RNA from Misgurnus anguillicaudatus (oriental weatherfish), 1851 nucleotides. RefSeq lists its product as uncharacterized. The record is from RefSeq and is a predicted model, not a curated record. Lineage: Eukaryota; Metazoa; Chordata; Actinopteri; Cypriniformes; Cobitidae.